Molecule: messenger RNA, 1263 nt
Organism: Penicillium malachiteum
Lineage: Eukaryota; Fungi; Ascomycota; Eurotiomycetes; Eurotiales; Aspergillaceae
Exons: 1
Coding region: 1-1263 (420 amino acids)
Source: RefSeq, a predicted model, not a curated record
AUGAAAAGAGUUGCCUUGAGAGCCCAGAAAGGCUCCAAAUUUCCAUCUGUUUGCCAAAUUUGUCAAUUCUCAACUGCGACGCCGCAACACCUCCCCUUGGCACGACUGCCUACGACGACCCAAACUUGGACCUCAAAGAACAGCCCUGCGCUUUCAUUCCCCAGAAGACAUAACCUGUCACCACUAUACCCACGCUUUACAUCGCGCUCCUUCGCCUCAAAGCCCUCCAACCCCGCAUCAUCCAUUCAGCAGAUUGAACAGGAGGCAUCCGCUAUCCACCAGACGGACCGAGUACCCUCCAACGAAGCCGUAGUGGAGCUAUUGCAUAAAUGUCAAAGGCUAGCAGAAUCCCUAGUAUCCUCAGAGAGCGAUCAAACCGAGGGAUCCUCGAACAAAGAAGGCAAUGCGAUCUCCUCGCUAUUGGAUAUGGAGGAGAAAAGAGGCGCAAGCACAACCACCACUCAAAAACGACCAGCCAAUUCAUCACCAACUGUGGACUCUCGACUAGCGGACUCGAUCUCUAAAAUUGUCAACCACCUCCUCAAAGAUGAGAAAGUCUUUAUUUCCCCCGAGGCUCUGGAAAGCUACACGAAGACCCAGACCCUCCUUCAGCGCACAGAGCACUUUCCCGAGAUCUUCCACUUGUACGCCAACAAGCCAGUUCCGGAAGAGAACAGCUCCCCGGUCAAAUUCCUAAAGCCCAAACCCAAGAGCAUCAACAGUGCUAUUCCCGCCGAGCUAGCUGACAUGGCGCUGGACGUGGCUAUCGCGCAGAAGAACCUCUCACUGGUUCUAGCCAUCAUCGAUAAUACUUUCUGUGCACCCGCUUUCCACCGCGCGAAGGUGUUCAAAAAGGCGGCAGCACCCAUUGCUGGUCUUGCCGCUGCCCCGGCUGCAUGCUACGUUCUUGCUUCAUGGGCCGGGACUUUCCAGAAUACCAUGGAUCCUAGCACUGCGACGGGAAUUGCGCUUGCUGCGUCUCUGGCCUACGUCGGUGGUACAUCGUCGCUUGGCAUCAUGGCUAUCAUCACGGCUAAUGACCACAUGGACCGGGUUGUUUGGUUAUCUGGCAUGCCCUUGAGGCAGAGAUGGCUCCGCGAGGAAGAGCGGGCUGCUAUGGAUAAGGUUGCUGUUGCAUGGGGAUUCAAGGAUCCGUAUAUGCGGGGUGAAGAGGUUGGUGAGGAGUGGGAGAGUCUGCGAGAGUUCAUUGGCAUGCGCGGCAUGAUUUUGGACAAGACGGAAUUGAUGCAGGGCAUGGAAUGA